Lithohypha guttulata is the source of this 954-nucleotide messenger RNA. RefSeq lists its product as uncharacterized. Lineage: Eukaryota; Fungi; Ascomycota; Eurotiomycetes; Chaetothyriales; Trichomeriaceae. Bases 1 to 954 code for a protein of 317 amino acids. Gene Ontology annotation, molecular function: 3'-5'-DNA exonuclease activity. The record is from RefSeq and is a predicted model, not a curated record. Gene Ontology annotation, cellular component: cytosol. The transcript is spliced from 2 exons.
AUGCCGGUUGAUGGUCCAAGCAUUCCUGAAUGCUCCUUGAAAUAUGUCGAUAUUGCAGUAACAGCAACAGCGAAGGAUUUUGCUGGGAUCUACAGAGGAAAGCAAUACCAUGUCCCUGACUUUGACGCGGUGCUAGACCGGGCUAUUGCUGCUGGAGUCGAGAAAGUUGUCCUUACCGGUAUGUCGCUCUCUGAUGUUCACUUCAACUUGGACAUUGUAAAGUCACAUCCUAGCCAAUGCAGUAUGACCGUUGGCGUACACCCGUAUCAUGCUGCAGAAGCAGAAGCAGAAGGUUAUCUUGAAGACCUCUUCAAGCAGGUUCGCCAACUUUCUCAUGACAAUGUGAUCUCUGCAUUCGGUGAAUUGGGACUUGACUACGAUCAUCUCGAGCACGCGAGCAAAGAAGUUCAGCUGCGAACAUUUCGUCGACAGCUUGACAUGUUCAUUGAGCAUGAGUUUGAUCUGCCUCUUUUCUUGCACUGUAGAGCUGCAUUUAAUGAUUUUGUUUCCACAAUCGAGCCAUACCUUUCGCAACUGCCUCGACGAGGUGUUGUGCAUUCCUUCGUUGGCGAUACUUCGCAGAUGCAGAAACUUGUUGAAAUGGGAUUUGAUAUUAGUGUCAACGGCUUCAGCUUCCGCGAUCCUGAAGCGCUGGAGAUGGUCAGAAACAUCUCUUUACAGAAACUUCAGAUCGAAACUGACGCUCCUUGGGGUGUGAUACCUCCAAGCUCUGAGGUUGCGACACGGUAUCUGAAGAAUGCUAAGCCACUUCCACCAAGCAAGAAGAAGGACAAGUUUGAGUUGGGGAUGAUGGUGAAAGACAGGAACGAAAGUUGCACGAUUGAAAGGGUAGCAAUGGUUGUUGCUGGAUUGAAGGGUAUUACCCUGCAAGAAGUUGCUGACGCAGCUUGGAAGAACAGUGCUGCUAUGUUCAAACCACAGGCAGAUAUCUGA